Helianthus annuus (common sunflower) is the source of this 1467-nucleotide messenger RNA. RefSeq names its product dihydroflavonol 4-reductase. The transcript is spliced from 5 exons. Bases 67 to 1218 code for a protein of 383 amino acids. Lineage: Eukaryota; Viridiplantae; Streptophyta; Magnoliopsida; Asterales; Asteraceae. The record is from RefSeq and is a predicted model, not a curated record. Gene Ontology annotation, molecular function: oxidoreductase activity, acting on the CH-OH group of donors, NAD or NADP as acceptor.
AACAGAACAAAUCAUUCCAUUCCACAUGUCACAAGUUCACAUGAUGAAUACCCUUAAAAAAAGGUGAUGGCUAGUAAUAAGAGACCGGAAGAAGAUCACCAGUUGGUUCUACAGCCUACACACACCUUCAUAUCUAUGGACCAACAAAAUCUUGACCAGACCUACUGUGUGACUGGAGCAACCGGUUACAUUGGGUCAUGGUUGGUGAAGACUCUUCUGGACAAAGGUUACACUGUUAAUGCCACUGUCCGCGAUCUUGGUUCGGAUAGCUGUGAUCGUUUGUUGAAGUUAUGGGGCGGUGGUGAUCGGUUAAAGUUGUUUAAAGCCGAUUUGCAUGAAGAAGGGAGCUUCGACGAUGCGGUACAAGGCUGCUAUGGUGUCUUUCAUGUUGCUGCUUCCAUGGAUGUUAUCGUUCAAUCUACCGAUGAUGACAGGGAUCAUGUUGAAUCAAAUGUUAUUAAGCCUUCGAUCAAUGGAGUCUUGAACAUUCUUAAAUCUUGCUUGAGAUCAAAUACAGUUAAACGGGUCGUUUUCACGUCUUCGAUCAGCACUUUGACAGCUAGAAACGAAGAAGGAGAAUGGGUGUCGGUUGUUGAUGAAUCUUGUCAGAUACCGAUUGAUGUUGUUUGGAACAAGAAAUCAAGUGGCUGGGUUUAUGUACUCUCCAAGCGUUUAACCGAAGAUGCUGCAUUCGAAUUCGCAAAAGAUAACAACAUACAACUUGUAUCCAUCAUCACAACCACUGCUGCAGGCCCUUUUCUCACUUUAACCGUCCCUUUGAGCAUUCGGUUUCUUCUCUCGCCAAUCAUAGGUGAUUCUGAACUGUUACCUGUACUAUCAGCUGUGAAUUCAAGAAUGGGUUCAAUUGCUUUGGUUCAUACCGAAGACAUAUGCAAUGCACACUUGUACCUUAUGGAGCAUGAUCAAGCACAAGGGCGAUAUAUCUGCUGCACUGAUAGUUGUACAUUGUCUGAACUGGUUCAUCAUUUUGCAGAAGUGUAUCCUUCCUCUAGUUCACAAAGUCUUUUAGAGGCAGAAAUGGUACCAGUUCCCACUGAGAUAAGCUCAAAGAAGUUGAAAGAUUUGGGUUUUAGGUUCAAGUAUAGUUUACAGGAAGUAAUACAUGCAACAGUUGACUCUUGCAUUGACUAUGGCUUCCUUCCUCCAAUCAAAACAGAGAAGAAAUGUGACCAAAUUGUUGCACAAGAGUACAAAUAACAAUGCAAAGAAUGCAACAAAACAAAACAAAACAAAGCAGAUGUCAUGAUGAAACACAAAAAUAGGCCCUUCAGUCAAGAAAGAGUGAAGAGUCUACAUCAAAAUAGUAAAUGCCAACUGCCAUAAACAAUAAAUCUUUUAGUAUUGUCUAUCUUUAAACUGCUUUAUCAUUAAAAUGAGCUGCUAGUUUCUAAACCCAUAUGCGGAUAUUGUUUUGCUUUUGCAUGUAUCCCAGAGCAUUUAUUUAAA